Messenger RNA from Panicum hallii, 1808 nucleotides. RefSeq names its product protein LIGULELESS 1-like. NCBI's taxonomy places the organism in Eukaryota, Viridiplantae, Streptophyta, Magnoliopsida, Poales, Poaceae. Gene Ontology annotation, molecular function: DNA binding. The record is from RefSeq and is a predicted model, not a curated record. The transcript has 3 exons. Gene Ontology annotation, cellular component: nucleus. Bases 469 to 1632 code for a protein of 387 amino acids.
CUCUACUGGCCUGGCCGGCCGGACCUGGCAUCAGCGCCGGGCGUGGUUGCUGCUAGCUGCUAGCUGCUGCAUCGCUAGCUAGAUAUAACCCGAAACUCACUCCACCACUCGUUUCAUGGAACCCUAGACGGAAAAGUACCUUCUCAAUAAGAUUCCCCCACCAUCACCACGCCCCCGCAGCAGGAGAGAAGCUAGAGAUCCCGAGAAGGCCGCAGCCGGCGCGCAUAUAUCUGUGUCGUCGUCAUCGCCAUCACCCAUGCCCCCGGCCGGAGCGAGCUCCUCUUCCAACCCCCCGAGUCAUUUCUCGUAGUGCCCGGCCGGCCGCCACCAGCGACUGAGCGAUCGAGCGGCGAGCCGUCCUUGCUCCGUCCUCCCCUCUGUCCCCGAAUCCAUUUCCGUGUGUGUGCUGAGCUAGCCGCCCCUGCACAAAUCGAUCAUAAAGCAGCGAGCGAGCCGCGGGGGAAGAAGAUGAUGAACCUAUCGGCUGCCGCCAACGCCUGCGAUGAGUUCCCCUACGUCGCUUCCAACCCGGCUCCGCCCUCGCUGCUCCCAAUCAUGGAGCAGGAGAGCAGCAUCCAGAGGGAGCAGCUCGGGUACAACCUCGAGGCCAGCUCCCUGGCCCUCCUCCCACCGUCCAACGCCGCCGCCGCCGCCGCCGGCGGCCACCACCACGCCACCAUCGCCGGCCACAGCCCCCACGACAUCCUCCAAUUCUACCCUUCCUCGCACUACCUCGCCGCCUCCGGCAACCCCUACAGCCACUUCUCCGGGGGCACCUUCCAGUCGUACUACCCGCAGGCGGCGCAGGCCGCGCCCGAGUACUACUUCCCCACCCUCGUCAGCUCCGCGGAGGAGAACAUGGCGAGCUUCGCGGCCACGCAGCUGGGCCUCAACCUCGGCUACCGGACGUACUUCCCGCCACGAGGCGGGUACACCUACGGCCACCACCCGCCGCGAUGCCAGGCCGAGGGCUGCAAGGCCGAUCUCUCCAGCGCCAAGCGCUACCACCGCCGCCACAAGGUGUGCGAGCACCACUCCAAGGCGCCGGUCGUCGUCACCGCCGGAGGACUGCAUCAGAGGUUCUGCCAGCAGUGCAGCAGAUUCCAUCUGCUGGAUGAGUUCGACGACGCGAAGAAGAGCUGCAGGAAGCGCCUAGCGGACCACAACCGCCGCCGGCGUAAGUCAAAACCUUCCGAUGCUGAUGCCGGAGACAAGAAAAGGGCACAUUGGAACAAAGCUGCAGCUGCUAAAGACAAAGCAGGAAGUAGCAGCAAGAACAUGGACAUUGGAGACGGGUUGGGUACACAGAUACUAGGGAGUGCACUCUUGUCAGAAGAUCAAGAUCAAGCCAUGGAUCUUGGGGAGGUGGUGAAAGAAGCGGUGGAUCCCAAGGGAAAGGCCUCGAUGCCGCAGCAUCACGGCAUCCACCAUCAGCAGAACCACCACGGCUUCCCCUUCCAUUCUUCGUCUGCAGGCUCUUGCUUCCCCCAGACCCAAGCAAUGUCCGGUGAUACCACAUCAAAUAUAGCUCAAGUGCAAGAGCCGAGCUUAGCUUUCCACCACCAACACCACCAACACAGCAACAUCUUGCAGCUCGGGCAGGCGAUGUUCGAUCUCGACUUCGAGCACUAGCUAGUCAAUAUUUGAUCGACCUUCUCCCCCUCCUUCUCUAUAUCUCUUUUCUCUCUCUUGUUUGCGCGCGUAAUCCGAACGUUUUUUUUUCAUAUUUAAGUUAUCUGUGUUAAUUACUGUAAUGUGGACAUAAUAAUAUAGCCUAUGCUUGCCAUGCAAUCAUCUAUAUCAUAAUC